GUAUGCUCCGUCCUCCCAGCUCCGUAAUCAAGAGGAUUCUAAAGAGUGGCUACGCUCCCAUUCAGCGGGAGGACUUCAGGAUACCGCUGGCAAUUCCCCUUUUUCAUCUGGAUCCAGCAUAACAUCACCCUCUGGAACUAGAUUUAACUUCUCACAGCUUGCAAGCCCAACCACUGCGGCCCAGAUGAGCCUGUCAAAUCCAACCAUGCUGCGGACCCACAGCCUUUCCAAUGCAGAUGGUCCUUACGACCCUUAUAGUGACACACGCUUCAGGAACAGCUCCAUGUCCCUGGAUGAGAAAAGCAGAACAAUGAGCCGGUCCGGCUCUUUCCGUGAUGGCUUUGAAGAAGUGCAUGGUUCUUCUCUCUCUUUAGUAUCCAGUACCUCAUCUAUUUAUUCAACGCCUGAAGAGAAGUGCCAAUCAGAGAUUCGCAAGCUACGAAGAGAGCUGGAUGCGUCCCAAGAAAAGGUGUCAGCUCUGACAACUCAGUUGACUGCCAACGCUCACCUCGUGGCAGCAUUUGAGCAGAGCCUGGGGAACAUGACGAUCAGACUGCAGAGCCUGACAAUGACAGCGGAACAAAAGGACUCGGAGCUGAAUGAGUUGAGGAAGACAAUUGAACUACUGAAGAAGCAAAAUGCUGCUGCCCAGGCUGCCAUCAACGGAGUCAUCAACACACCUGAGCUCAGCUGCAAAGGACCUGGAGCUGCUCAACCCACAGACCUGCGGAUCCGCAGGCAGCACUCUUCGGAUAGCGUCUCCAGUAUUAACAGUGCUACCAGUCACUCCAGUGUGGGGAGCAACAUUGAGAGUGAUUCAAAGAAAAAGAAGAGGAAGAACUGGGUCAAUGAGUUACGCAGCUCCUUCAAGCAAGCUUUUGGUAAAAAGAAAUCUCCCAAGUCAGCAUCUUCUCAUUCAGAUAUUGAGGAGAUGACUGAUUCUUCGUUACCUUCUUCACCAAAGCUGCCACACCAUAACUCCACUGUUUCAACAUCAUUGCUGAGAGCUUCCCAUUCCAAUUCUCUUAUUUCUGAAUGCACUGACAGUGAGGCUGAAACAGUUAUGCAGUUAAGAAAUGAGCUGAGAGAUAAGGAGAUGAAGUUGACUGACAUUCGGCUAGAAGCCCUUAGCUCUGCUCAUCAGCUUGACCAGCUUCGUGAGGCAAUGAACAGAAUGCAGAGUGAGAUUGAAAAACUAAAAGCAGAAAAUGAUCGGCUGAAAUCUGAAAACCACGGCAGCUGUAGCAGGGCUCAGUCUCAGGUUUCCAUUUCAUCCUCUCCGAGACAUUCAGUGGGUAUCUCUCAACACAGUUUGAACCUCACGGAGUCAACCAGUCUCGACAUGCUGUUAGAUGACACUGGAGAUGGCUCUAGCCGGAAAGAAGGAGGCAGGCACGUCAAAAUAGUUGUCAAUUUUCAGGAUGAAAUGAAAUGGAAGGAGGAUUUGAGGCCUCGCACCUUCCUCAUAGGCUGCAUUGGAGUCAGUGGCAAGACCAAAUGGGAUGUUCUGGAUGGGGUUGUACGACGCUUGUUUAAGGAGUAUAUCAUUCAUGUGGAUCCUAUGAGCCAGCUGGGGCUGAAUUCAGACAGUGUUCUGGGCUACAGCAUCGGAGAAAUCAAACGCACUAACACUGCAGAGACACCUGAGCUGCUGCCCUGUGGUUAUCUAGUUGGAGAAAACAACACUAUUUCAGUUACCAUCAAAGGUAUCUGCGAGAACAGUUUGGACGGUCUAGUGUUUGAAUCACUGAUCCCAAAGCCUAUACUGCAGCGUUACGUCUCUCUCCUGAUGGAACACAGACGAAUUAUCUUAUCUGGUCCCAGUGGCACUGGUAAAACAUACCUAGCAAACCGUCUGUCUGAGUAUAUGGUCCUUAGAGAGGGCAGGGAGUUGACUGAUGGCAUUAUUGCAACCUUCAAUGUGGACCAUAAAUCCAGUAAGGAACUCCGCCAGUACCUGUCCAACCUAGCAGACCAGUGUAACAGUGAAAACAACGCUGUGGAUAUGCCUCUUGUAAUCAUUUUGGAUAAUUUGCAUCAUGUUAGCUCCCUAGGAGAGAUCUUUAACGGACUUCUAAACUGCAAGUACCACAAAUGUCCAUAUAUUAUUGGCACAAUGAACCAAGCCACCUCCUCAACACCUAAUCUCCAACUUCACCAUAAUUUCAGAUGGGUGCUAUGUGCUAACCACACUGAGCCAGUGAAAGGCUUUCUGGGCCGUUUCUUGAGAAGAAAACUGAUUGAAACCGAGAUCAGUGGCAGGAUGAGAAAUACUGAGCUGGUUAAAAUUAUUGACUGGAUUCCCAAGGUCUGGCAACAUCUGAACAAAUUCUUGGAGGCUCACAGCUCCUCUGAUGUUACUAUUGGUCCACGGCUCUUCCUCUCCUGUCCGAUAGAUGUAGAUGGUUCUAGAGUUUGGUUUACUGACUUGUGGAACUACUCCAUCAUCCCAUACCUUCUGGAGGCAGUUAGAGAAGGGCUGCAGUUGUAUGGGAGGAGAGCACCCUGGGAGGAUCCUGCCAAAUGGGUGAUGGACACCUACCCCUGGGCAGCCACCCCACAGCACCAUGAGUGGCCUCCUCUGCUACAGCUGCGACCUGAAGAUGUGGGCUUUGAUGGCUACUCAAUGUCACGUGAAGGCUCAACGAGCAAACAAGUUCCAGUGAGCGAUGCUGAGGGAGAUCCUUUGAUGAACAUGCUAAUGAGACUGCAAGAAGCAGCCAACUACUCGAGUCCUCAGAGUUACGACAGUGACUCCAACAGCAACAGCCAUCAGGAUGACAUCCUCGAUUCGUCUCUGGAGUCAACGUUGUGAUUUUCCUCAGACGGAAAGAGGUGGUUCCCACUAUCACUCUUCCACUUACCAAGAACCCUGCUCACAGUCUCAUUGAAAAGAACAUGUUCCUGGGCUGGGAUCUCAGUAUUAGAGCUGCAAGAACAACAAGACACUUGGAAUCAGUCUUGAACCUGGGUGCAGGCAACCCAAGCAACGUUUGUAUUGUUUUUCUUUUGACAAUGGUGAGAACUGCACUAAUUACUUUUUUUUUUCCUAUUUAGUUGCUGUAAACUCUCAUGCCUAAGAUACUGAAGAUGUUAAAAGUAAUCAUUACUAAAAG
Nestor notabilis (Kea) is the source of this 3116-nucleotide messenger RNA. It is a transcript of the gene NAV2, whose product is annotated as neuron navigator 2. The annotation marks the transcript as partial. NCBI's taxonomy places the organism in Eukaryota, Metazoa, Chordata, Aves, Psittaciformes, Psittacidae. Gene Ontology annotation, biological process: nervous system development; neurogenesis. Gene Ontology annotation, molecular function: ATP hydrolysis activity; ATP binding. The transcript is spliced from 22 exons. The record is from RefSeq and is a predicted model, not a curated record.